Molecule: messenger RNA, 558 nt
Organism: Knipowitschia caucasica
Lineage: Eukaryota; Metazoa; Chordata; Actinopteri; Gobiiformes; Gobiidae
Source: the annotation of a GenBank genome assembly
AUGGCCCAAGUUCAGCUGGCAGACUCCAGGGCGGAGGAGGGGGAGUGGAGCACAGCUCUGCUGGACUGCUUUGAAGAUCCAGCCUCUUGUUGCUAUGGUUUCUGGUGCGGCCCGUGUUUGGCGUGCACCGUGGCAGGUCGGAUGAAGGAGUGCUACUGCCUCCCCCUGUGUGACUACUGCCUGAUUCUGAGUUGGCCAGGGGCGAUCCCUCCAGCCGCACUCGGCCUGAGGAUCGCCCUGAGAAAAAAUUUCAACAUCCAGGGCUCUGUGGUGAAAGACAUCUGUAUUUCCUGGUGCUGCUCAUGGUGCUCAUGGUGUCAGAUGCAUCGAGAGUUAAAACGGAGGAGCAAAGUUCCAACCAUCGUAAACGUCCAGAAUGUAGUCCAAAUGCAGCCAGCCCCCAUGAUGAUGCCACAAUCCAACAUGAUGAUGCCGCAAUCCAACAUGAUGAUGCCGCAAUCCAACAUGAUGAUGCCGCAAUCCAACACGAUGAUGCCGCAAGAUCCCAUGUUGAUGCCGCAAGAUCCCAUGAUGUCUUCCACCGACAAAUCAGUAUAA